This is a messenger RNA of Owenia fusiformis, 1861 nucleotides long. The record is from the annotation of a GenBank genome assembly. Lineage: Eukaryota; Metazoa; Annelida; Polychaeta; Sabellida; Oweniidae.
GCAUAUACAAGUAUUGUAACUGUUCAAAAAAUCAAGGGAUCGAAUAUCUGUGCAUACUCUUCAAAAGAACACAAGUGCUUAAUCAAACAAAAUAUGAUAUAGCAAAGAUUUAUAACUUAAUGUAGGAGGAGCAGUCAUAAAAAAUGGCCGAUAAAAAAGUUGAUGAUAAAACCAAUCAAGUUGACUCCACCUUACAUACUUACGACAAAUUAAGUAAGGAUAUCCCGAUCAAAAGUCAAGCAGGGAGUAUUAGUGUACCAAGUGAAGACGUGGCUGAUUUAGAAAGUGGUAAAUUACAAAAUGAUGUGAAGAUAAAUAAACAACUUCCCGUUAAAAAGAGUACGAUUCAAAACUCUGAUGAUGAAAUUCAGGAUUUAUAUAAAGAUAAAACGUUGGAUAUAACAGAAGAUACAGUUGUUGAGUUUGAGAAUGAAGCUUUACCAGUUCUUACAGUAGCAUGUGAUACAUAUUGUUUGAAUCUAGAAGGUCCCAAAACUGAACGGGGUUUAUCUCUGUCAGACAUCACAGUACAUAUGAGUAAUGUAGAAUGGAUGGAUAUAAAAAAUAAUACAGUUGAAAUACCUGAAAUUACGGUUGAAAAAAUUGACCUUGAGGAUAAACUUGCCAUUGACUCUAUGGGUGAACCCAAAGAGGAUAAAGAGACAGAUAUAGCUGAGUCAAGGGAUACCUAUAGAGAAAACAACACAGUUGAAAUACCUGAAAUUACUGUUGAAGAAAUUGACCUUGAACCAGGAGAUAAACCUCCCAUUACCCCUGCAUCUGUGAGUACACAUGAAGAAAACUGUUCAAAAGAGGAUAAAGCUAUAGCUGAGUCAAGGGAUACCUAUAUAGAAAACAACACAGUUGAAAUACCUGAAAUUACUGCUGAAGGAAUUGAUAUUGACCCAGGAGAUAAAACUGUUUCAACUGAAUCUGUUCCAGCUGUUGGUGGUAUAGAUGUACCAAAUGUUGUAGUUGAGGAAUAUACUGGCGAACCUGACAUUCCGUCAGAUCCCACUGAAGUUGUUUACCCAAAAUGUGAUGUUAUCAUUCAAUAUGAUAAUGAUUCAGAUGCAACAGGAACGUACCAAGGAAACCAAGAGACAGAUACAGGGAUUAUAAAUUCUGGUACUUCAAGUAUUGAUACAGAAUAUCCAACCAUCAAUCAAAAUAUAAGUAGCCCAAGUGAAGGUGAAAUUUGUGAAGAAGCUAAUGGGGAAUCACCAUCUAAUGUUGUCUCAGAUAUAGUGAUUGACCCAGAUGCUACGCCUAUUGAUUCAACAAAUGCUGUAACAGAAGGGCCAUUCAUUAAAAAUAAACCAAAGAACCCAUUAUUAGGAGGAGAUUUACUUGAUGGUGGAUCCUUCAAACGACGAAAUUCAUAUCGUAGGAAAAAGAAGAGCAGCAAAAUGAAUGAAAAACAUGUAUCAGUUGUUAGCGUAAAAAAUGACCCUGGAGAAAAUAUUAACCCAGAGAUCAUAAAUAAUGCAGGAGUUACCAAGGUGAUCAUAAAAGAUGUCACAACGUCUAAAGUAUGUCACAAUGAACCUCUUAAUCCACAAAAAGAUAUCAAUAUAGUCGAUGAUAAAGUGGUACUAAUCGAUGGUAAAUAUGCCCACGAGCCUCAUCUGAAAAGGUCAAAAAUAGAAAAUGUACCCCAAGGUCAGGGUAUUAUGACCCCUAGUAUUAUUGUAACUGAUGAUAAAUUGGCAAUGGAUAUACCAAACUCAAAAACGGAUAUUGCAAAUGCUAUGGAUGUUAAGGAUAAACAUAUUGCUAAGGAGAAUGCUGAACCUAAGCCUCUUGCAGUUGAUGUAACUUGUAUGGGAGGAUCCUCUAAGAAAGCAUUUGAUGUGACUGA